AUCCGGUUGCUUUCAACUGCGCCUGCGUAAAACGGAAAAAAUGAAAUGCGUAUAUUAUCAAUUGUGUGUCUUAUGUUGUGUUAAAAAGCAUAUUCAUUUAUAAAUCAUGGAUGGUCACUGUCCAACUAUGAAGCCGUCUCAAAUUCGAUACUCUGCAGUUUCUGAAAAAGAUAUGGAUGAUAAUGGAAUAUUGAUUGGACAAGAGCUUGAUGACCUUAUAAAAAACAGGAAAAAUAUAGGGGCAAUUCCACCACUUCCGAUCGCACAACAUAACCACUACUGGGUUACCCCAAAUAACAGACGUCUCUGGAUUUGCCGACAGUUGCAAAGGCUUGAAAUGUUAAACAUGAUUAGAGUGAGAAAAGUAGGGUUUAUUCCCACUGGUGUGUUUGAUGACCUAACGAUUAUAGAUGUUGGUAGACAACAAUCAAAUCGUAAACAGAAGUCAAGCUUAAUACUUGGACUAGUCGCGGGGAUAGUAUGUGCUGUCGUUAUCGUAUUGGCUUAUUUUCUGAAUAAAUAAUCAAAUUGCAGAUGCGCUGAUGUAUACAACUUACGGGACACUGUUGUUAGUGGUAAUGCAUUCAAAACUUGCGUUCAAAAUUAGGAGACUUUACCUACCGGUAUAUGAGCUAAGCAAGGUAUGAAACAUUGCAAUUUGAACACAAUCAAUUUAUGGAUAGCUCAUAAGCUGUAUGGACGCAUCAUCGCUUUGUUAACAAACUGUUUAAUGAAGAGUAUAAAAUAAUUGGGUAAAAUCUUAAUAUUUCAUAACAUGCAAGCCGUGCUUUUUUGUAACAUUCGACCGUUGAAGAGAAACUGUUGAUUAAUUAUAUGUACAGUAUUGUAGUCAAGUUCUUUUUAAGACCACUGUGUUAGAAUCUUUUGCAUCUAUUGCAUAAUUUAGUUUUCCUAUAUUUUUGAUAAAGAGGCCUAGAACUGACUUGAUUUUGUUAAUGGUCGGCAGAAUGUUCAAUGCAAACUUCAUGAAAGUUGGGAAAAAUUCACAAGUUGGGAGCUAUUGAUUUCUACAGGUCAUAGUAAGGUCGUAGCAGAACAUGUGCAUACAACAAUAAGAUUGGCCCAGUACUUGCCACUUCUUAGUAUCAGUAUCAUCAGCCGGCCGUAAUCAUAUCUGUAAUUCGUACACAUAAUAGUGUCAAUACUCUCGGCACACCUAACUUCAUAAACAAACAAGUGUGUAUAAUUUCCAUCAUUGUGAUAUUGAUAGAGUUUGAAAGAAGUAAAAUAAAAAUCAAGGAGA
Molecule: messenger RNA, 1264 nt
Organism: Mercenaria mercenaria
Lineage: Eukaryota; Metazoa; Mollusca; Bivalvia; Venerida; Veneridae
Exons: 2
Coding region: 107-523 (138 amino acids)
Source: RefSeq, a predicted model, not a curated record